AUGGAAGAAGAUAAAUACAGACCGCCCAGAAUACACCAGCAUCACGGGACUACCUCUCCAACUACCUCUGCUCCUACUGUGAACCCCAAAUUCAAGGAACUUCUUCAACUGAUUGAAUGGCCGGCACCUCCGUCCACUGAGAAGCAUUUCAAGUUUUCAACCAGUCCCAGGAAGUCUGAAUACCACCUGUGGAAUCCCCGAGACACUUACAGAGUUGGAGAGACAGUGCAAGUGGUCAUCACAGCUCGAGAUCACAAUGGUCACCUGAAAGGGUACGGGGGAGACUUCUUCAGGGUCAAGUUGCACAACCCAGCUUUGAAGGCUGGAGUCGCAGGACAAGUGAAGGACUACAACAAUGGCAGCUACCUGGCCACCUUCCUGCUCCCAUGGCCAGGAGAAGCCCAGAUCCACAUCACACUCGUCCACUCUAGCGAGGCUGUGGAUAUUUUGAAGACGAAAAGGGAGAAUUAUCCAGAAAAGUUGUAUUUUAAUGGGUAUUUUAACUUUAAUGGGAGCAGCGAGGUGGUGGAGUGCAACCUGGAGAUAAAAGGAAAGGACGUGUGCAAGUACCAAGACCCAAUUAGUGGUAACACAUGGCAGUGUGUGAGGCCAAAAAACCUCCCCUGUCACUCCUGGACCCAUCACUCAAUAGGUGGAUUGCGAAAAGUGACCAACGCCCUGGAAGACUCUCUUCUAAGUGGCCCCUGCACAGCAGGGAUGGAGUCCAAGAGGAAGAACCAGCAGAAGAAACCAUUCAGUUUGAGGCGCAUGCUGGUAGAAGGAAGGACAAAGCAGAGUGAGAGAGAGGUGAUCCAAGGGUCAGUUCCUCCAAUCAAGGUGAUGGCAGAUAACAGUUCACUGGGAGAGUUACCAAGUCCCUGCCACGUUCCAGGCUUCACUCUCAGCUUCCCCUUCCAGCAGAGUCUGUCUCCCUGCCACUCCUUCCCGGAAACAGCUUCCCCCGUCACUGGCCUCACCUCCAACCUCCCACCCUGUAGGCCUGGCCUGGAAUCUCCAAGACCAACUGGAUUUUAUUAUAUGAACACCUGGAUCAGCUUGACAUGCUCAGUAAUACAUUUCUCUCUUCCGGCUCAAGCCUUGGCAUGCCUUAAAGGGAAAGACAUCCACAUGUUCGGAGACUCCACACUGCGCCAGUGGUUCGAGUACCUGGAAAAGUUCAUCCCAAGUCUGAAAAGGAUUGACUUACAUGUAACAUACCUGCCAGGUCCUCUGUUGGCGGUGGAACCCAAUGCUGGUUUGGCCUUACGAUAUCGCGCUCAUGGACUUCCCCUGAAGACCGGAAAGACCAUGGUGGCCGACCUGCACUAUGAAGCAGCCAGCCUGGCUGGGAUUGGUGGAGGACCUCAGACUAUAAUUGUGAUAACUCUAUGGGCUCAUUUCACUACUUACCCUGUGAUGGUCUACCUGGAACGGUUGGAAAGAGUUCGUCAGGCAGUUGAAUCUCUGCUUUUCCGUAGCCCUCAGACCACCGUUAUUGUAAAAUCUGCUAAUACCGGUAGUAGGACAGUAGACAUUAGUGACUGGUUGUCCCUUCAGCUGGACAUUUUAUUGAGGGCAGUCUUCAAGGGAAUGGCAGUCUCUAUAAUAGAUGUUUGGGAUAUGACGUCCUGUCACUACCUUCCUAAUGAUAUCCACCCAGGUCAAGAAGUCAUUAAGAAUGAGGUGGACCUUCUGUUGUCUUAUAUAUGUUCACAAUAA
Molecule: messenger RNA, 1719 nt
Organism: Nanorana parkeri
Lineage: Eukaryota; Metazoa; Chordata; Amphibia; Anura; Dicroglossidae
Product: NXPE family member 3-like
Exons: 8
Coding region: 1-1719 (572 amino acids)
Source: RefSeq, a predicted model, not a curated record